ACACAGAAGGCUGUUAACUGUAGAGGUAUUUGGAGUUGAGAUGCAUUUGAGAUCUAUGCCCGUUGCAGGCUGCUCGUACCCACCCACGGCAAUGGGCCAUUUGCUAAUUUCAUAGCGAGAGCGAGAUAUGGAUAUUAAAAUACCCACUCGGAACAAAAUGCAGUGGGUUCGAGCUGGCUCCCCGAGUGGCGGAUCGCGGGACCUCCUCAUUUAAGGAACAGUCUGCGCUGGCGAAUCACAAAGUGUUGUAAUCUAUUGCCUUUGUCUGACAAGCCAUCCGUCUUUCUAAAGAGGAGUGGAGUGGCUGAAAGCCUCGCAAGGGGGUUUAGAGAGAGAGAGAGAGGGAGAGAGAGAGAGAGAGAGAGAGAGAAAAACACGCAAGGCUUCGGGUUAUAUUAUUUUGUGCACUUCCAAACCAGCAUCGAGUUAACCAACAGACGUUUAAUUAAAAAAGACGAGACGGCGGACUCGAACCCGUUCAUUUCUUUAACGCUGGCGUUCAUGGAUAUACAUUGCAAGACUGAUCCCUUCUCGGCAAUGCACAGUUGCAGUUCUACCUGGGAUGAGUUCAGUUGUGUGUGUUUUGCAGGGCACGGGGGUGUCAAUCAGCUGGGAGGAGUGUUUGUGAAUGGCAGACCCCUACCUGACGUAGUGAGACAGCGCAUUGUGGAGCUCGCACACCAAGGAGUCAGACCCUGCGACAUCUCCAGGCAACUGCGAGUCAGCCACGGUUGUGUCAGCAAGAUUCUAGGCAGAUACUAUGAAACGGGCAGUAUUAAGCCCGGUGUUAUUGGCGGAUCGAAGCCUAAAGUCGCAACCCCGAAGGUGGUGGAUAAAAUAGCUGAAUACAAGCGACAGAAUCCGACUAUGUUUGCCUGGGAGAUCAGAGACCGGCUCUUGGCGGAAGGCAUAUGUGAUAAUGACAGUGUACCAAGCGUCAGCUCCAUUAACAGGAUUAUACGGACCAAAGUGCAGCAGGCGUUUCAUCCCUCACCGGAUGGCCCCCACACACCAUCUUCUGCUCCAGGCCAUACUAUAGUCCCCAGCACACACUCUCCUCCUGUCUCCUCUGCCUCCACUGACCCUGUAGGAUCCUACUCCAUCAACGGAAUUCUGGGAAUCCCGCGAUCGAACGGGGAGUCCAAGAGGAAAAGAGAGGAAGUUUGUGUCCUCUUUCUGGUAGAUGCCCAGGAUAACUCCGGCCCGAACGGUGACUCUCAGGGAAGUGCGGACAGUGUGCGGAAGCAGCUGCGUAGCGAAGCCUUCGCCCAGCAACAACUUGAGGCUCUGGAACGUGUCUUUGAACGCCAGCAUUACUCUGAUGUCUUCACCUCUGCUGAGCACAUUAAAUCAGAACAGGCUAACGAAUAUUCCCUCUCUGCGCUGACCUCUGGAUUAGAAGAUGUGAAAAACAGCCUAUCAGCCGCAGCCACUCCCGACCUGGGCAGCAACGUGUCAGGACCCCAGAGCUACCCGGUUGUGACAGGCGCUGACUCACGCUGGGGUUAUGGUUCCACAGGCACACGUCGCCCUGCAGUACCUCGCCCAAGUGACCACUCUUCAUGUGUCAGGCUAGACGGGCGUGACAUGGCAAGCACCACUUUACCUGGUUACCCUCCACACGUCCCGCCGACUGGCCAGGGCAGCUACUCCACCUCUACACUGGCUGGCAUGGUACCAGGCAGUGAAUUUUCGGGUAAUCCUUACACCCAUCCACAGUACACAACCUACAAUGAAGCCUGGCGUUUCACCAAUCCAGGAUUACUAAGUUCCCCUUAUUAUUAUAGUGCCGCAUCCCGGGGUGCUGCACCUCCCACCCCUGCCACUGCCUACGACCGCCACUAGUUAUUAUGGCAACCACACCAAACUGCAGGACGACACAACUGGGCUCCACAUUGUACCAGUCUGACCAACCUGAGUGGGGAUAAGGAAUCGUUAAUGAACAACAACAUCAACAAAAACUUUUUAACAACAAAAAAAAACAACUGUGA
This is a messenger RNA of Callorhinchus milii (elephant shark), 1991 nucleotides long. RefSeq names its product paired box 2a (gene pax2a). Lineage: Eukaryota; Metazoa; Chordata; Chondrichthyes; Chimaeriformes; Callorhinchidae. Gene Ontology annotation, biological process: regulation of transcription by RNA polymerase II; anatomical structure development. The record is from RefSeq and is a predicted model, not a curated record. The transcript has 12 exons. Gene Ontology annotation, molecular function: DNA-binding transcription factor activity, RNA polymerase II-specific; RNA polymerase II cis-regulatory region sequence-specific DNA binding. Bases 502 to 1845 code for a protein of 447 amino acids.